UAAGCAUAAAACAAAUCAAGGAAGACAUCUCAAUGAAUCUUUCUUUCUUCUCUCUCUUCUCUCACACAACGACCUAAUUUAUAAAGUCUUUUUCUCAAAUUCUGCGCUUGGCGCACACGCGCCUCCUCCAUGGGCAAGCCAGAGGAGCUUCCACCGGCGCGUCUAGAUCAUCAAAAGGAACCUCAAGCUGGGAUUUUGAAUCUCCAACAACUGAAUGUCGCAGAAUCAAGCUAUGCCACGAAAUUAUCUUCUCCGAAACCCCAAAACAAAACCUCUAUCAGUUAUGGAUGCCAAGAUGUAAAAGCUAGAAUCACUAUUCACAAUGGAAUGCCGGCAGUAAUUUUCAAAGCUAAGGACUAUUAUGGAGUUAUGGCUGAAGAAUGCAAGCUUACCGUUGUGGGCAAAUUCCUGCGAACCCGACCAAAAAUUGAGGUUUUGAAACCGGUGGGAAAACCUUUAUCUAUGGAUGUGGCAACUUUUGGCAGAACUAGACCAAGUACAGCUAAGGUCAGAGUCGACAUUGAUCUCACAAAACCUCAGGAGACUAGUGUUUAUGUAGGCCAAGAAGAGGAAACCAAUCCUUUGAAAGGGUUUACUGAGAAGAUUGAAUAUGAACACAUUCCAAAAUAUUGCAAGCAUUGUAAACUCAUUGGACAUUCUCUAGUCCAAUGUAGAGCUGCAAUUAAGAAGAAAUCAGUAGAAGAAAUAGAAGAUAAGAUUGAAGUUGAGCAGACUCAGGCGAGCAAACAAUCUGAGGAGGAAAUGGAGCAAACUAGCAAUAUGAUUUCCAAAAGGAAGGUUAACCAGCCUGACAACAAUACACAAGAUGAGCUAAACAAGAAAAAAUCGAAAGAAAGAGUGAAAAGGAAACAGAGAAGGCAAAGAACUGCCAUUUCAAAAAAAAUCAAGAAGAGGAAAAAACAGGUAAAUGAGCAUCUACAACAUCAAGUUGAGGACAUGGCUCUAUUCUCCACAACUGAAGAUAGAAAAUCAAAUGACAACUUUGACAAGCCAAUAAGGAAUGAGGUCCAGUAACAAUCGGAUGAAGGGAUUGGGCAAGCUUCAGGAAUUGAUGCUACAAAGGCAUCAACUGUUAAGUUUAAUCCUGAAAUGGGAUCAAUAUUGAGAAAGACAACCUCUUUAAGGGAACCAUCAACCUUGGCACCAAUGUCCAGGGACCUCAAUCCAAGAGGUUGAUGAUUACAUGCCAGGAAUCAAAUGAUCAACAAGUUGUUUGUGAUCCUAAAGGAUCGUCAAUCAAUAUCCAUAAUUCCUUUCAGAUUUUGGAGGAAGAACAAGAAGAACAGAACCAAGGCUCUAAGAGUGACACUAAUCAGAAACAGUCUCAAGUUCUAGAGAUUAACUCUGAAGGGAUCAAGAAAGACAUCAUCACUAAUACUCAUGUACAUCAAAUCAACAAAGGAGGAGAUCAAGAAACACAACAAUCUAACAGCUUAAAAGAAGAUGAUGCUACAAAUGAGCAAUCAUUCAAUGCUUUCUCUUCACCUCUAGAUCUGAAUUUACAUGAUGUUGUCAUCCAACAGGUUCAGGAAGUGAUAGAAAAGGAAGAUUUGCCUCCAAGAGGAGCUAAAAUUUCAAACAAAAGCACCAAGAAAUCUACUACUGCACCUAAUACUAGAGGCAGAGGUAGAGGAACCAAAAAUAAUCUCUAAUCCAGUUUUCCAUGAUUAAUACAAUCAUUUGGAAUAUCAAGGGUGUUAAUUCUAAGGGAUCUUUCCAAAGAUUUAAAAAGAUUAUCAAAAGGCACAAGGUUACCUUUAUUGCUCUUCAGGAACCUUUUGUAGACAAAACAAAGUUGAACCACUACAGAAGAAAAUUUAGCUUUCCAAAUGCGAUUGCAAAUAGUAAUGGGAAGAUCUGGAUUUUCUGGAAUAAUGAUUAUACCUGCAAAGUCAUUAGCAACAAAAAACAACAGAUUACUAUGGAAGUCAAUCAUAGUAUAAUGCAGACUCCUUUCUGGAUUACUGUUGUUUAUGCAAAAACCAGUACAAGAAGAGGAAAGAGCCUUUGGAAAUCUGUCAACGAUAUGAGUAAUCAUAUCAAUGGACCAUGGUCUAUUGGAGGUGACUUCAAUGUAAUUAUGGACCCUAAUGAGAAGAAAGGUGGCAGAAUUCACAGACUUAGUAAAAGCAUGGACUUUAUCAGAUGUAUGGAAGAUUGUGGUAUGGCAGAUGCUGGAUAUACAGGUAUCAAUUACACUUGGUCUAAUGGAAGGAGGAGAGAUAAUAGGAUUCUUUAGAGACUAGAUAGCGUCUUCUAUAACGAUCAAUGGUCAGCUCUCUUUCCAGUGGCUACGGUCAGACACUUGCCCAGAACAGGAUCUGAUCAUAAUGUGCUGCUCUAUAAGUGCUCCAAGUCUGUUUCUUCUCCUAUCAAAUACUUUAGAUUUUUAAAUUUCUAGGUGGAUCAACCUGAUUUUGAACAAGUUGUUAACGAAUGCUGGGAAACUCAAAUACAAGGUAAUGCUAUGUAUAUUCUACAUCAGAAACUCAAGAAUCUCACGCAUUGUCUUAGUAAAUGGUCUAAAGAAAGUAUUGACAAUAUUUUCGACAAGGCAGAAGAACUUGAGAAGAAGGUUGAGGAUCUAGAGAUUAAAUAUGAACAAGGUGACUGCGACAAUAAUAGGAUCAAUCUUAAUUUAGCAUAUGCUCAACAAAUUAAGUGGAUGAAUAUUCAAGACUCUUUUCUGAAACAGAAAGCCAACAUCAAAUGGGAGGAAUAAGGGGAUAGCAACUCCAAAUACUUUCAUAGCAUCAUUAGACAGAAGAGGAAAAGAUCUUAUCUCCAUAGAAUUAAAGAUGAUCAUGGUCAAUGGAUUCAAGGGAACGAGAAAAUUGCAGAAGUUGCUAUCUCUCACUUUAGCAAGCUGUUUUCACAACCUGACCAGAACAAUGACAUGGACUUCCUCAAAAGGAUUGACAAUGUUAUCACUUGGGAAGACAAUCAAGCUCUUAUCCAGCUUCCUUCCGAUGAGGAUGUGAAAACUGCAGUCUUUGAGCUACAUCCUGAUAGUGUAGCUGGUCCGGAUGGAUUCAAUGGCAAAUUUUUCCAAGUUUGCUGGUAUAUUAUUGCUGAGGAUGUGUGUGUGCUAUGGUUAAAGACUUCUUUGGUGGUAACACUCUUAACUAAAUAUUUUACUCAUACUUGUCUAGUUCUUAUUCCAAAAGUUGAAUCUCCUUCUACAUUUUCUCAACUUAGACCUAUUAGUCUAAGUAAUUUUUCCAAUAAAAUUAUUUCAAAAAUUAUCUGCCAUAGAUUAACAGAUUUGCUUCCUAGUAUUAUUUCUGAAAAUCAAACUGGUUUUAUCAAAGUAAGACUAAUCACUGAAAUUGUUCUCUUAACUCAAGAAAUUGUCCAGGAUAUUAAACGCAAAAAUAGAGGUGGAAAUGUGAUCAUGAAACUAGAUAUGGCUAUAGCUUAUGACAAAGUUUCUUGGUUUUUUCCUACUUCUGUUAUGAGGUGUAUGGGAUUUGCUGAACCUUUCAUUGAAAUGAUUCAUAGAUUGCUCUCUAAUGUUUGGUACUCUGUUCUUAUUAAUGGCACUAGAUUUGGUUUUUCCCCCCUCUUCUAGAGGUCUUAAACAGGGAGACCCCCUUUCCCCUAGCCUAUUUGUUAUUGCAGCUGAGGCCCUGUCCAAAGCCCUUAAUCAACUCCAUAAUAAGGGUAAGUAUAUUGGAUAUUCUAUGAAUAACAGAGGUCCAAGAAUGAAUCAUCUGGCCUAUGCAGACGUCUUAGUUAUCUUCACUUCUGGAGAUAAAUACUCCAUAAAGCAGGUAAUGAAAACUUUAAGAAGAUAUGAGGAAUCUUCAGGAUAGGAGAUCAAUAAGGAUAAAAGAUUUUACUUGGCAUCCAAGUAUAUUCGUGAUAGUAGACAUAAUAUGAUUCAGAGGCUCACUGGUUAUCGAUAUCAAUCAUUCCCUUUCAAGUAUUUGGGUUGUCCAAUCUAUUCUUGAAGAAAGAAAAUUUGCUAUUAUACAGAUAUUGUCGGGAAUGUUAUGAAUAAGAUAGGAGGUUGGCAAGGUCAUGUACUAUCCCCUGGUGGAAGAGCUAUUCUCAUUAAACAUGUGCUUCAAUCUCAAACUCUUCAUAUUCUUGCAGUUGUUACCCCUCCCAAGACAAUUCUCAAACAAUUGGAGAGUUACUUCUCCAAUUUCUUUUGGGGCAAAUCUGAAAACAAGAACAAAUACUACUGGAGCUCUUGGAAGAAUCUUUGUUAUCCUACUGAUGAAGGUGGUGUGGGUUUUAAAAGUUUAACUAACUUAUGUAAGACUUUUUCUGCCAAAAGAUGGUGGAGGUUCAGAGUUGCAAACAACCUUAGGGCCAAAUUCAUGAGAGCUAAAAAUUCCCCGAGAAGCCACCCUGUUGCAAAGGCCUUGGAACCUAAACAUUCUGCUGCAUGGAAGGAAAUGAUACAAAUCAGAAAAGAUUUUAACCUUCAAUGAUGGUGAUAGCUCCUUUUGGUGGGAUAAUUGGACAGGACCACUUGGUGCUUAUGUCAAUGGUAACAGAAAACCUGGAAAUGUGAGGAUCAGGGAUUGUAUCAAGGAUGAGACAUGGGAUGUAAAUACUAUAUCUAGGCUGGUUCCUAAUAAUAUGUUGAAUCAUAUUAUUCAUAUCCCUAUUGGCAAUAGACAGAUUAAUGACACCCCUGUUUGGACUGAGACUUCUAAUAGGUCCUUUACUUGUUCCUCUGCUUUUAACUGCAUUAGGAAAAGAAGGGAUAUGGAUAAUAUUUGGAAAGAUGUGUGGAAGAAGAAUGUCCAAUUUAAAAUGUCUUUCUUUCUUUGGAGAGCUAUUAAGGGUAAACUACCUGUGGAUGAAACCUUAAAGAGAUUUGGUCAUAAUAUAAUUUCCAGAUGUUCUUGUUGCCUACAUCCCAAGAAAGAAACUAUAUCUCAUAUUCUCUUUAAUAGUGAUAGUGCUUUUCUAACUUGGAAUUUCUUUGCAGAUCCUCUUGGAAUUAAAGUAGGAUGCCAAUCAAUUGCAUAUUACUUUAAAAGAAUGGAGGAACCUCAGAAUAAGAAUGAUGUCCAAAGAGACCUAUGUCGAGUAGUUCCUAUCUUUAUCUGUUGGGAUCUAUGGAAACAUAGAUGCUCUAUCAGGUAUGGAAACAUAAAUCCUACGAUUGCAAAGCUAAGACAGUCUAUUUUGUUUCGUGUGAAGGUAUACAUGAAGAAGAGAGGAGCUAUUGUGGACAUGAAAUGGCAAUGGCAUCAAAUUUGCACUUACAUGGAAGACUAUAGACCAAGAAUCACGAGCACUCCAGUUAUAUAGAAUAAACCUCCAGAAGGUUUGGUAAAAAUAAACACUGAUGGAAGCAGUAAUAUUACAAAGAGAACUGCAGGAAUUGGAGGGGUGGUUAGGAACAGAAAUGGAGAUUUGAUCAUGGCAUUUGCCAAAGCUUUUCAUUUCUGCACUAACAACCAAACUGAAGUUCAGGCAGCAUUGUAUGCUCUUAAUUGGUGCAGGCAAAAUAAUAUGACCAAUUGCAUUUUAGAGAUGGAUUCCCUUAUGACUAUCAAUAUGAUGAAGGGAGUUUAUAAACCUUUCUGGAUACAUGACUCAAAUAGCACACGAUUUGAACAUAAAAGUCCAGCAUUGCUAUAGAGAGGGAAAUGAAACCGCUGAUGCUUUAGCCAAAUUUGGAGCCAACUCGCAAAUGUCUAUAGAGGCAAGAAUUUUCUCUCAGGUGUGUGAAUUAGUAGCUGAAGCAAGGGGAGCUUACUGUAUGGAUAGAGCACAAUUCCCAUGUUUUAGAAUUAGACUUAGGAGGUACGGUACAAACUCUCAUGGUGAUUAUGUACUAUGCAAUUAGCCCCGUAUUUUUAUAUAUUUUCUAUCAUUGUGGAACGGGAAAUAACCCCUCACAAAUUCUCGGUAAUCACCACUCAUGUACCCCUCCUCAUAGGAGCUUUUGUGUAAUUAGUAGAUCUCUAAAUAGGCCUAAUUCGGACUAUGAUCCAAAGGAGAUAAGGCACUAUGUCACUCUCCUCCAUGUAUUCACUUUUUGACUUUUGGUAAUACACAGGUAAAGGGUCAUGCCUCAA
Messenger RNA from Nicotiana tabacum (common tobacco), 6068 nucleotides. RefSeq lists its product as uncharacterized. The record is from RefSeq and is a predicted model, not a curated record. NCBI's taxonomy places the organism in Eukaryota, Viridiplantae, Streptophyta, Magnoliopsida, Solanales, Solanaceae.